CACCGCCGACACUAUACAGGUCCGAUGGCAAUGCAUCGCUGUCGAUGAUGGCCGGUUCCGACAGAUUUCGACGACCAACAAGACUCCCUAGCCGCCUUGGCCUCUCUUACCGGCUUCCAGUUCGGGUGAAGUUCACGAAUGCUAUCAGCUUGGCGAGAUAUACCAUGACGCUCCUUCGGCCAUUAGGGCAAGACAGGCCUCCUUGCCCGAAGUAUUAAAUGGUUCUCUGCCGGCCAAGAUCACGGAAAGCACAAGUCUCCCGCCAUAAGUACGCAUCAUGAAGCUUCCAUCACAGUCUACAUUCGCCCUGGUCGCGUUUGCGGCAUUCAGCUAUGCUAAGACGAUCUACACCGGAGACACGCUUCAAGGCUAUCCGGUCAUUGCCUCUCUGGACAUCAACGAUGUGCCCGCGAACCAAAUCUCCCGAUUCUGGCUAUCGCCCGCGUCCGGUCAAGGCGGAUUGCCAUACUUUCUCCCCAUCUUCGUGGCUCGCGGAUCGGAAGAGUCACUCGAGACUGGUCGGAAGUUCUCACUCUCUGCCUCGAUUCACGGCGACGAGCUGAAUCCUGUGGCGGUGGUGCAGAAAGUAUUCGCCAGGCUCAACGAGACGGUGGCAUCGGGAGACUUCAAUGGCACAGUCAUUGGACUGCCUACGCAGAAUCCUAACGGCAACCUUAUGAAUCAGCGAUACUUCUAUACGAGCUCAUCUAAUGGCUUCCUCACGGAUCUUAAUCGGAACUUUCCUGGGAUGAGCAUUGCCGAAGGAGGCAGCCUACCCAUGUCGUAUACUGCUGCUAUAUGGAACAAUAUCUGGGGCAAUACGUCGAACGUGGACAUUGCAGUUGACCUCCACACUCUAUCAACAGGCUCAAUUGGCCCUCUCUGGGUCUACGCCGACUACGCAUUAGAAGGCGUGCAGAGAAUCGCCGAGCUCGCCCAGCCAGACAUGAUCAAAAUCGACCCUGGCCAAAGUGGCACCAUCGAGACCUCCUUCGUCGAAAGAGGGAUCCCAGCCAUCACAAUGGAGAUCGGACCAGCAAAUAACUGGAACGGAACGCUCAUCUCAAGAGCUGUCGACUUUGUCUUUCGCCUGAUGGACGAUUUGCAAAUGACCACUGGCGAGACUCCGACUCCUGAUCUUUCCAACACUUACAUCGCCAACAACUUCUCGGAUGUGACGGUAUCGCACUCUGGCUGGGUUGAACUGGAUGUGACUACCAUGUACGAUGUGACUGAAGGUCAGGUCGUGGGGCGAGUCUACAAUUCCUGGGGUGAUGUGCUGGAGACAUUGACUUCUGCUGUUGAUGGAAGAGUCUUGACUGCGUUGGUUGAUCCAGCUGUCGAGGCUGGUGCGGGAGUGCUUACGAUUGGUUAUAAUGCCACGAACGAGGGUUGA
Messenger RNA from Zymoseptoria tritici IPO323, 1396 nucleotides. It is a transcript of the gene DAC, whose product is annotated as deacylase-like protein. The record is from RefSeq and is a predicted model, not a curated record. Bases 278 to 1396 code for a protein of 372 amino acids. The transcript has 2 exons. Lineage: Eukaryota; Fungi; Ascomycota; Dothideomycetes; Mycosphaerellales; Mycosphaerellaceae. Gene Ontology annotation, molecular function: hydrolase activity, acting on ester bonds; hydrolase activity, acting on carbon-nitrogen (but not peptide) bonds, in linear amides.